GUGGGCAGCGAGGGGGCGGCGAGGGGGAGGAGGAGGAGGAGGAGGAGGCGGGGCCGAUGGAGAUCCUGGUAGACGCGUUCAGGUCCGGUGAGGUGUGCUACCUGUCGGAGGCGGCGGACCGCAUCUCCGAGCUGGUGGGCUCGGCCGUCAGGAUCGACCCACGGGUCCUCCAGGAGUCCCGGCCGCUGCCCCCCCGCACCUUCCUGCUGCGCCUACUGAGCAACCUGCGGAACAUCUACCUCACCACGCAGCAGGUUGACCCGCUGCUCGACGUCAUCAAGUUCAUGCGUGCUACACUGGAGGAACCCGGUGCAGGGGACCCGCACCAGCAGCCCGCCUCCUCCAAAUCCUCCAAGACCACCCCCAAGACCCCCUCCUCCUCCCCCUCCGCUGGGCUGUUCUUCCCCGCCGGCUCCUUCUUCUCCUCCCCGGCCGCCUCCGCCGCCCUGGCGCGCGACGAGGGGCUCUGCUACUUCGCUCUGCGCCGCUACCCCGAGGCCGCGGAGGCGCUGCGGGAGUACCUGCGCCUGGCGGAGGAGGCGGCGCGGGCAGCGGCAGCGGAGUCGGAGCCUCCCCCGCUGCCCGCCGAGGAGGUGCAUACGGUGGCGGCGGUGCUGCGGGAGGCGGCCCGGCGCAUGCGGCAGCAGGGGGGGCAGGGAGGGGAGCAGCAGGGGGGGCAGGGAGGGGGGCCGCAGCCGCCGGAGGAGCCGGGAGAGGCGGGAGCCGGGCUGUAGGUCUCUAGGUUGGGUGGCGAUGUAGGGCCGUAGUUCCCAGCGGGGGCUGUGUUGGGAUCGAGCUUUAUGGGGGCUGGAGCGCUGGCUAGAGGUUGCUUGGCGCCGUUUGGGAACCGCCAGUGGGGGCGGGUUAGUGCCGCGGGUAGGAGACCGCAUUACAGCGGCUGGCAACCGCGGACGUAGCGUAGGAGACAAGAGGUAGGCAAACGGAUUGGGUAGAUACUGGAUUGGGAGACGUGUGACAGUGCAUUUCGUGUUUGCGCAUUUUGUACGUAUCUGUUUCCUGCGCGGCCCGGGCAGCGCAACAGCGAAGGAUUGGGAGGAUUUGAGGAUUGGAAGGUACCGGCGCGCAGUAAUGGGGUGUGGGGAUGCCGGGGGUACAGUUGGGGCGUACAGUUGCACUCGACUAAACUAAGCAUAGGCACAAACGUCCGUCGAACAACAAGCAGCGUUUUAUUAAAGCAUCAGGUAUGCUGCUUGGCUGUGCUUGGAGCCUGGCCAUGGAAGUGAAGCGCUUGGGGUAGCGUCAUGCAGGGUCGUUGGGAGAGACUUUGUAACAAUACUAUUCGACGCCUAACGGCGAUGCCGUCUUCACCAUCAUUCUUAUUUUACUUCGUUAAACGGCAGGAGUCAAGGGGCACGCCUUCUGCACAUCACACAAGUCGGUU
Molecule: messenger RNA, 1402 nt
Organism: Astrephomene gubernaculifera
Lineage: Eukaryota; Viridiplantae; Chlorophyta; Chlorophyceae; Chlamydomonadales; Astrephomenaceae
Source: the annotation of a GenBank genome assembly